AAUAACAAUACAAAAUUCAGUAGCAAAAUUUGGUUUUGUGCUGUUUGUAAAUUUGCGAUUGUUUCACUCGAAUAUUAUUUUAUUCUCUUCGCAUUUCUUUUCUCCAAUAUCCUCGGAAAAAGAAUCAAACAUCACUGUUCUCUCUCUACCACUAUCUAAGGUUUAAUUCGAUGUUACAUGAUCUUAUACUUCAGUUAAAUUCAACAAUGGCAUAUUCAGGAUCAAUUCGAUUGUCUCAUGACUUUAGGCAAUAUAUUAGUAAUGGAAGCUGUAGUUUUUGUCAUAAACCUAAUUCCGGUAAUCGAUUAUGUUUUGUUGCCUUCAAUCAUCAACGGCAUGGUUUGAGGGUUGAUUCUUCAGCACUCAUCUUUUCAAGAUUACAUGUCCAAGUUAAGCCUGUACCUUCUAGAUGUAAUGUUUUGUUGUGUCAGUCUGCCCUGGUACCGGCUGGAGGGUGUGAGGCUCCGCUGUUGAAAGUGGCUACUGUUUCUUUGGCAAGGUCAUGUAAUGCUAUAUCAGGAAGACCAAUUAUGCUUCAAUUAAUCCCCGCUCUUGGUAUAAUUGGCUUUGCUAUCUUUGGUCUUGAACCUCUCCUACGCCGUUGCAGGGCUCUUUUUCUCCAAGAAUGGAACGAUAAAAGUUGGAAGAAAAGUAUUUCACGUUAUAUAAUGACAUCUUAUUUCCAACCUUUGCUGCUGUGGACUGGGGUAAUGCUGCUCUGCAGGGGCUUAGAUCCACUAGUCGUACAAUCAAAAACCAGUCCGAUUUUAAAGCAACGGCUGCUGAAUUUUGUCAGAUCUUUUUCAACCGUGCUUACAUUUGCCUACUGUUCUUCAAGCUUUGUUCGACAAGCACAAAAUUUCUGUAUGGAGACAAAUGCCGACAACAAUGAAAGAAAAAUGAGCAUUGAUCUUAUUGGGAAAGCUGUAUAUACUGCAGUAUGGGUUGCUGCCGUAACAUUGUUCAUGGAGUUGUUGGGUCUCUCUGCACAGAAGUGGUUGGCUGCUGGUGGUAUGGGUACAGUACUGCUUUCACUUGCAGGCCGUGAGAUAUUCACGAACUUCCUUUCAAGUGUGAUGAUUCAUGCAACUCGGCCAUUUGUUGUGAAUGAGCGGAUUAAAACAAAGAUUAAAGGAUACGAAGUUUCUGGUAGAGUUGAGCAUGUAGGCUGGUGGUCACCAACAGUAGUUAGAGGUGCUGAUUGUGAAGCAGUUCACAUUCCUAAUCACAAGUUGAGUGUAAAUGUUGUGAGGAAUCUUAGUAAGAAAACUCAUUGGCGCAUCAAAACUCACCUUGCUAUCAGUCACUUGGAUGUCAACAAGAUUGAUACCAUCAUAGCUGAUAUGCGCAAGGUUUUGGCAAAAAAUCCUCUAGUAGAACAAAAAAAAUUGCACAGAAGGGUUUUCCUGGAGGAUGUCAAUCCAGAAAAUCAAGCUCUUAUGAUAUUAGUAUCUUGCUUUGUCAAAACUUCACAUUCUGAAGAGUACCUCCGUGUUAAGGAGGCCAUUCUCUUGGAUCUUCUUAGAGUCAUCAGUCAUCAUGGAGCUCGGCUAGCAACACCCAUCCGCACAAUUCAGAAGAUGUACAGUGAUUCUGAUUUAGAAAUUGAUCCAUUUGACGAUGCCAUUUUCACUCGUUCGAGAGCAAAGGGAAACCACCCUUUCCCAUUCACAAACUCACCUUAUAAAGCUAAGCCUUCAACUCAAUCAACUACUGUAAAUGAUGAGAAAGAUGUCAAGAUUCGUGAAACCUUGAUAACUGGUUUCAAAGAUGAAGGUGAAAAAAUUGCCGCAACAUGGACCCCCUCAUCCAGUGUAAAGUCCCAGGAUAAGUUAAAGUCAACAUCUAAAGCUAAGACCCGGAAUGUGGCUUCUGAAUCUUCUGAUAAUCCAGUUCAGAAGGCCUCUAAAUCAGAAACAUCACCCCAAAUUUUGUUAUCAUCUAACGAGUCUUCACCAUCAAAGAAAGAUGAAGAAAAAUGACCCAGCUGUCUUUUUUAGCUUGCAUUGUAUAAUUUGUAAUUUGUAUUAUCCCUAGCUGAUUAGCCAUUAAGGGCAGUCUAGUAUUAUCAAGUUUAUGUCAAGCUGGGUCUAUAGAAUGGUUCAGUUGGUUGCAGAUAUGCAACCUUGCAUAUAUAAAAGGUUGACUUUAGCACUAGAAUUAGAACUCAAACUGGUAGCCCUAAUUGAUUACCCACAUUAUGCACAUAAAUUAGGGAAUUUGUACCAUAAAUUAAAUUAUUUGUAUAACAUAACAAGUUAUCACCUGUUUAUGACACGCAUAAAACGUGACAACAUGCAUUUUAUUUGUUUA
Messenger RNA from Medicago truncatula (barrel medic), 2313 nucleotides. Its product is annotated as mechanosensitive ion channel protein 3, chloroplastic. The record is from RefSeq and is a predicted model, not a curated record. Bases 171 to 1982 code for a protein of 603 amino acids. Lineage: Eukaryota; Viridiplantae; Streptophyta; Magnoliopsida; Fabales; Fabaceae. Gene Ontology annotation, biological process: transmembrane transport. Gene Ontology annotation, cellular component: membrane. The transcript is spliced from 14 exons.